UGAUUCAGGGUCCUGUGCAUGUUUUUUUUGAUGAACUGUUCAAAGGCAGCAGAGAGAAGCAAGUUCAGCGUCCACCUUUGUGUCUGCAAGCAGCAACUCCAUCAUGGAGCCUCAAAACUCCAGCAGUGGAGGAGAAACCCCUGAGCUAAAGGAACAGAGAGCAGCUUCUCCCAUGCCCUGCUUCAUGUCUAUGAGCAGCAAUUCUACGAAGAAGCCUCAUAAAUCUGGCAGUGGAGGAGAAACUUCUGAACCAGAGGAGCAGAGAGUAGCAUCUCCAAUGUCCAGCAGUGGGUCGAUAAGCAGCAACUCUGUGAUGGAGCAUCAAAACUCCAACAGUGGAGGAGAAACGUCUGAACGAGACCCUCCCAAAAAGACAGAAAGCAGUUCAAAGGAAAAGCUGGAGCUUAUAUUCAAGGAGGUGGAGCAUAAACUCAUCUCUCUAGUGACAAAUGAACUAAAGAGCUUUAAGGAUCUAUUGAGUCAAGAUUUUCAAGGAAGAUCUGAAAGAGGGGUGGAGGAUGAGGAAUAUAAAAGUAUCAGGAAAGGAGUGCUGAAGAGUACUCUGCACAUUCUACAGAACAUGAACCAGACAGACCUUGCUAACGCACUAGCAAGCACACUUGCACCUUCUUGCCAUCAAAAGCUUAAACUCAAACUAAGGGACAAAUUUCAGACAAUAAAUGAAGGAAUUUCAACUCAUGAACCCUCAACACUUCUAAAUGAGAUCUAUACAGAGCUCUACAUAACAGAUUGUGGGAGUAAGGCAAUCAGUGAAAAACAUGAGCUGAAACAGAUUGUAUUCAAGAAAGAAGCAAAGCAGGAGCAACUCAUCAAAUGCAGUGAUAUCUUUAAGUUGUGUUCAGAACAAGAGAAGCCCAUCAGAACUGUACUGACCCAAGGCAUUACUGGAAUUGGAAAAACAGUCUCUGUGCAGAAGUUUAUUCUGGAUUGGGCUGAAGGAAAAGUACAUCAAGACAUCUUCAUGUUUCCACUUCCUUUCAGAGAACUGAAUUUGCUAAAGAAUGAAAAGCUCAAUCUCAUUAGUCUUCUUCAUUGCUUCUUCCCUGAAACACAGGAAUUAAAACCAAGACAUUUUAGACAAUACAAAAUCAUGUUCAUAUUUGAUGGUCUGGAUGAGUGUCGGCUACCUCUAAAUUUCCAGAGCAAUGAUAGCUUGGAGGAUAUAGAAAAGCCAUCCUCUGUAGAUAUGCUGCUCACCAAUCUCAUCAAAGGGAAUCUGCUUCCCUCUGCUCUCAUCUGGUUAACAUCUCAACCAGCUGCAGUCAGUCGGGUCCCGCCUGAAUGUGUUGACCGUGUAACAGAGGUGAGAGGCUUCACUGACCUUCAGAAACAGGAGUACUUCAGGAAAAGAAUCAGUGAUCCGGGCCUGGCCAGUAAAAUGAUCAAACACGUGAGGUCAUCAGGAAUCCUCUGCAUCAUGUGUCAUAUACCAGUAUUCUGUUGGAUCAUAGCCACUGUUUUAGAGAGAAUGUUGGGUAGAGAAGAGAGUGGAGAGAUGCCUCAAACCCUGACUCAGGUGUUCACACAUUACCUGAUCUUUCAAUUCAAACGUAAGAGCCAAAAGCACAGCCAAACCAGUCACGCUCAUCAGACAAGAGAAAGUAUUCAAAAACUGGGAAAACUGGCUUUCCACCAGCUAAACAAAGGGAACCUAAUAUAUGAAGAAGAUCUGCAAGAGUGUGGCAUUAGUGUCACAGAAGCAACAGUAUACUCAGGAAUGUGUACACAAAUCUUCAGAGAAGAAUUUUGUCUGUACCAGGAGAAGGUGUUCAGCUUUGUACAUCUGAGCAUUCAGCAGUUCCUUGCAGCUUUAUAUACAUUUCUGUGUUUUGUCAAUGAAAACUAUUUGAAACAGAAAACUGCUGAACUCUUCCUUAACAGUGCAGUGGACAAGGCCUUACAGAGUGAGAAUGGACAUAUGGAUCUUUUUCUUCGUUUUCUUUUGGGUCUCUCACUGGAGUCCAAUCACUCCCUCUUACAAGACCUACUUGCUGAAACAGAAAGCAUCUGUCACAGCAAAGAGCUAACAGUCAAAUACAUCAAAAAGAAGAUUAUACAGAAUGCCUCUCCAGACAAAUCCAUCAAUCUGAUCCACUGUCUCAAUGAACUAAAUGAUCAUUCUCUAGUGCAGGAAGUCCAAAUGUUCUUGCAGAAAAAAAAUAACAGAUAUCUCCGUGGAGUCAAUCUGUCCCCUGCUCAUUGGUCAGCUCUUGCAUUUUUAUUGCUGAACUCAGAAGAAGAGCUGGAUGAGUUUGACCUAAAUACAUAUGAACCAUCAGAGGAUUGUCUUCUGAGACUGUUUCCAGUAGUCAAAGUAUCCAGAAAAGCUAUGCUGUCUUUGUGCAAUCUUGGGGAAAAAACUUGUGAAAAUCUGCAAUCAGCUUUACAAUCACCAAACUCCUCCCUUAAAGAACUGGACCUCAGUAACAAUGACCUGCAGGAUUCAGGAAUAGAGCUGCUUUCUGUUGGUCUGAAGAGCCUGCAUUGUAAAUUGGAGAUACUCAAAUUGUCUGGUUGUAUGGUCACAGAGCAAGGCUGCUCAUCACUGGCUUCAGCUCUGAAAUCAAACCCCUCACACCUGAAAGAGCUAGAUCUUACCUACAACUAUCCAGGGGAGUCAGGAGCAAAGCUGCUUUCUGCUCAGUUGGAGGAUCCACAAUGUAGACUGACCACACUCAGGAUGGAUUAUGCAGGGGAAAUCAGAAUCAAACCUGGGCUAAGAAAGUAUGCCUGUGAGCUCACACUGGAUCCAAACACAGUGCAUGCAAAUCUUUCUCUGUCUGAGGGGAACAGAAAGGUGACAUUUGUGGAACAAAAGCAGUCGUAUCCUGACCACCCAGAGAGAUUUGAUGGUUGGGAGCAGGUGUUGUGCAGAGAGAGUCUGACUGGACGCUGUUACUGGGAGGCUAAAUUGAAUGGAACUGCUGAAAUAGCAGUGUCUUAUAAAGGAAUCAGCAGGAAAGGAGACAGUACUGACAGUGUGUAUGGAUGCAAUGAAAAGUCCUGGAGUCUGUACUGCUCUAAUAACAGCUACUCUGUCGUGCACAAAAAGAAGAGGACUGUCAUACCUGCCCCUGCCUCUUUAUCUAACAGAGUAGGAGUGUAUCUGGACUGUCCCGCCGGCUCUCUGUCCUUCUACAGCAUCUCCGCUGACACUCACAUGCUGACACACUUACAUACAUUCAGCUCCACAUUCACAGAACCUCUUUACGCAGGAUUUUGGGUGUAUUCUAACUCUUCAGUGUAUUUUGUGACACAUGUCUCAGAGUCUUGAGGGAAACAUACACUUGUCACAUAGAAUGAACAGUCUAAGGAGGCUCAUGCUUUGGUACAGAUCAGUGUCCAGUGGCUGGGAAGCAAGUCUGAUAUUUCUGUGCUAAUCAGGUAUAGCCAAAUGCUAAAUACCACUCUGUAAAUACUAGUACUAGAUAAAGUGAGUUGAAUGAAUCACGACUGUUUUAUACACAUAAACCCACACAUACUGUACAUCACAAAAGACAUUGGAGAAAACAAUAAAAUAAAAGUAAGAAUUAUGGUAUUGGGCCUCUUAAAAACUUUACUCAUUGCUAUCCAACAUGCAAAAGCAGUAUUCAUGUUGUUAUAUCAGGGACUCUACCUACUUUUAAAGGUUAUCAGUUGGCUGUUUGUACUGUUGAACAGCACUUGGUUUUUGCCUAUAUGUAAUAAUUGCUGAUCUAC
This is a messenger RNA of Pygocentrus nattereri (red-bellied piranha), 3720 nucleotides long. RefSeq names its product NLR family CARD domain-containing protein 3-like. Lineage: Eukaryota; Metazoa; Chordata; Actinopteri; Characiformes; Serrasalmidae. The record is from RefSeq and is a predicted model, not a curated record. Gene Ontology annotation, molecular function: protein binding. The coding region runs from base 104 to 3295 and encodes 1063 amino acids. The transcript has 10 exons.